Messenger RNA from Dibothriocephalus latus, 497 nucleotides. NCBI's taxonomy places the organism in Eukaryota, Metazoa, Platyhelminthes, Cestoda, Diphyllobothriidea, Diphyllobothriidae. The record is from the annotation of a GenBank genome assembly.
GCUUCAAAUUUGACGGCUUCAGCUGCGAGACUGCUCGCAGUAUGGUCGCUCUCAUGGACGUAUCCUUUCAACCUCUUUGUUCGGACGAUCCCGCCCCCCCCACACGGUCUUCCUGCACCCCGGUCGAUACCAGUGGAACCCUUGGUUUUGAGGAAUUCAAGAAACUCUGGUUUGAACUGCGUCUAUGGCAGACCAUCUAUAAACGGUAUGACCCUGAAGGUCUCGGCUUGUUGAAGUCUUGUCAACUCCGUGAGGUCCUCAGCGAUACUGGCAUUCACGUGAGUAACCAGGUCUUCAAGGCCAUCGUCUGUCGCUACGUUGACAACGGACAGGUUCUUUUUGAUGACUACAUCCUGCUGGUUGUGCGUCUGAUUACGGUGUUUGCCACCUUCAAGGAACGCGCGCGUCCCGGUCGCGAUCGGGCGGAAUUCACUCCUAAUGAAGUACGUUUUCCGCCUCGCCCCCUCCAAUUUUUCCUCCUUAGGUUUUGCUUAUAA